AUGCAGUUGGGUCCCUCGGGGAGUAACUCUGACUGCUUCCCUAGCAGCUUAGAACUAGGCUCAACCUUUUAUUACUCCCCUGGGGUAUGUCCCAGCGGAUUUGAGGUUGCGUGUAGUUCGACAGUUGGCGGCGAGACGAGAGCGACAUGUUGUCCAAGUUGUCAAACAGAGACAGGUUGGCCUUGGUACAGCACUGAUCUCUGCACCAUUGUACUCCCAAGCACAGUCGAGGUGAUAGUUUCUGAAUCAGUAGUUGGAGGAGAUUGGAAAAGGACUACUGUUAGUGGAGCUACAGCAAAUGCCAUUGGUCUCCCUAUCCGAUGGCAUUCCUCCGAUUUUGCAUCGACCACAGCUGGAACCACGACUUCUGCAACCGAUAGCGGAACUGAAACGAUUAAGUAUUCGACUAGUACUUCUUCGAGUGACCCCUCAUCGAGUAAUACGGGAUUGAGCACAGGAGCCAAGGCAGGAAUUGGGGCUGGCGUUGGAGUUGCAGCUCUUAUUGGACUUGCUGCGUUGGGAUGGUUUGUACUUCGAGCGAGGAGAGCUAAGCAGGCAAGUGCCGCCUCAGCUGCACAAGAUCCUAAAGAACCUCAGAUGCAGCAGCAACAGCACCCGUGGGAGCUUGAUAGUCACGAGGCUAUGUCACCGGCGGAGCUACCAUCGGAUAGUAUACCCCAAACCCGUUAG
Messenger RNA from Fusarium graminearum PH-1, 690 nucleotides. RefSeq lists its product as uncharacterized. The transcript is spliced from 2 exons. Lineage: Eukaryota; Fungi; Ascomycota; Sordariomycetes; Hypocreales; Nectriaceae. Bases 1 to 690 code for a protein of 229 amino acids. The record is from RefSeq and is a predicted model, not a curated record.